Molecule: messenger RNA, 1915 nt
Organism: Vigna umbellata (rice bean)
Lineage: Eukaryota; Viridiplantae; Streptophyta; Magnoliopsida; Fabales; Fabaceae
Gene: XK-2
Product: xylulose kinase-2
Biological process (GO): phosphorylation; D-xylose metabolic process; xylulose metabolic process
Cellular component (GO): cytosol
Molecular function (GO): D-xylulokinase activity
Source: RefSeq, a predicted model, not a curated record
CGAAUCCAAAACUCGUUUAUAAAUAAUAAUCACAAUGUGGCCAAUGGUUCCCUCUUCCCAUAUCUAUUUACAAAUUCAUCACUGUACUGAGAUUUGUGAAUCCUACAAUGGCCGAAUUAUCUCUUCCUCGAGACUCCUACUUUCUCGGAUUCGACAGUUCCACUCAGUCGUUAAAGGCCACAGUGUUGGACUCCAACCUCAAAAUCAUAGCCUCAGAGCUUGUUCAUUUUGAUUCCGACUUGCCCCAUUACAAAACCAGCGAUGGGGUUUACAGAGACCCCUCUGGCAAUGGCCGAAUUGUUUCACCCACCUUGAUGUGGGUGGAGGCUCUUGACCUAAUGCUUCAAAAGCUUUCAAAAUCAAAUUUUGAUUUUGCCAAGGUUGCUGCUGUUUCUGGCAGUGGCCAACAGCAUGGUAGCGUGUAUUGGAAGAAUGGUAGUUCUCAGAUACUAUCAGCAUUGGAUCCUAAGAGGACAUUGUUGGAUCAGCUUGAACAUGCUUUUUCCAUUAAGGAAUCCCCAAUUUGGAUGGAUUGUAGCACUACUGCAGAGUGUAGGGCUAUAGAGAAGGCUUGUGGAGGGGCCUUGGAGUUGGCUCGUGUAACGGGAUCGCGUGGAUAUGAGAGAUUUACUGGUCCCCAGAUCAAGAAAAUAUUUGAUACACAACCAGAAGUUUAUGACAGCACUGAAAGGAUUUCGCUUGUUAGCUCAUUUAUGGCGUCUCUUUUUGUUGGUGUUUAUGCUGCUAUUGAUCAUACUGAUGGUUCAGGCAUGAAUUUGAUGGACAUAAAGGAAAAAACAUGGUCUAAAGUAGCACUUGAGGCAACUGCCCCUGGUUUGGAGUCAAAACUUGGAGCCUUAGCCCCUGCUUAUGCUGUUGCUGGAAAUAUUGCUUCCUAUUUUGUACACAGAUAUCACUUUAACAAGGAUUGCUUGGUUGUUCAAUGGUCAGGAGACAAUCCCAAUAGUUUGGCAGGUUUGACCCUAAAUAUUCCUGGAGAUCUCGCCAUCAGCCUCGGCACUAGUGAUACUGUAUUUAUGAUCACAGAAAAUCCUAAUCCAGGAUUGGAGGGACAUGUGUUACCUAAUCCAGUUGAUGCAGAAGGUUACAUGGUAAUGUUGGUAUACAAAAAUGGGUCCCUUACCCGAGAAGAUGUGCGCAACCGUUGUGCAGAGAAAUCAUGGGAUGUUUUCAAUAAAUUUCUGGAGCAAACACAACCUCUAAAUGGUGGAAAGUUAGGUUUCUACUACAAGGAGCAUGAAAUUAUACCUCCUCUUCCAGUUGGUUUCCACCGCUAUGUCAUUGAAAAUUUCUCAGAUUCUUUGGAUGGACUCAAGGAACGGGAAGUGGAGGAGUUUGAUCCUCCAUCUGAGGUACGGGCAUUAAUUGAGGGUCAAUUUCUCUCCAUACGGGCUCAUGCUGAAAGGUUUGGAAUGCCUUCUCCUCCAAGGAGAAUAAUAGCCACUGGUGGAGCAUCAGCAAAUAAGUGCAUCCUUAGCUCAAUAGCUUCAAUUUUUGGCUGUGAUGUUUACACAGUUCAAAGACCAGAUUCAGCUUCACUUGGAGCUGCACUGAGAGCUGCUCAUGGCUUGCUCUGCCACAAGAAGGGAAGUUUUAUUCCCAUAUCAGAAAUGUACAUGGACAAAGUGGAAAAAACUUCUCUGAGCUGCAACCUUGCAGUGCAUGCUGGAGAUCAGGAGCUGGUUUCUAAGUAUGCAUCCAUCAUGAAAAAGAGAAUUGAGAUAGAGAACCGUCUUGUCCAAAAGUUUGGACGAUGUUGAAACAUCUAACUAGUUAAUUUUGUUAUCAUUUAAAUGUUAGUUUGGAGUAAUUUGUUAAUUGAAAAGUUGAACUCAUAGCCUCUUAAUUUUUUUUCUAAAUUUAUCAAAUUAAUUUUAUAAUUUUCAAAUGUUAA